Phytophthora infestans T30-4 is the source of this 2076-nucleotide messenger RNA. RefSeq lists its product as uncharacterized. The record is from RefSeq and is a predicted model, not a curated record. NCBI's taxonomy places the organism in Eukaryota, Oomycota, Peronosporomycetes, Peronosporales, Peronosporaceae. The coding region runs from base 1 to 2076 and encodes 691 amino acids. The transcript is spliced from 5 exons.
AUGUCGCUCGCCCAGUUGUUCGAGCAUUUGCAUCUCGAGAGCUGCCAGGCUCCGGACGAGCGAUUCGCUUGGCUACAUCGACGCUCACAGCAGACGCAGCACCCGCUCGUGCAGUUCGAGUUCUCCAAGACGCACUGUACGCUACGCAUUGUGUCCAAACACAAACGCAAGAAAGAACUCGUGUCGGAACGCCGCUGCAAGUCUCUCACCCAUGAACGGACUCUGUCGGCCGUAACCACUGGAAGCCUGACGGAGGAAGGUGAGAGGCCACAAGACCCUGUCUUCAUGAGGCUCACGUGGGAGGAAGUUCUCGGAGCACACCUACAGACAGCAUGCGGCCAGCCACUCAACCGACGCUCAGUUGUCCCCCGUCGAGUCUACAUGCUAGCACUGUACGCGUGUCCUUCAGAAGGUCUCCUACUCGAUGACAAGAAACACCACCACAAAGACAGACAGCCGACGAAGCGAAGCCCCCGUCAGUGGACAUUUAGAUUCUACGGUGACGAGAUUGACCAAGUGGCUCACCUGCACCAUGCACUGAACAAGUGGGCAGAUCCUCGUAGAACGAUCCAGGAGGAUAUCAUCGACCUGACAUUUUUGAAGCCGGAGGAAGCUAAUUCUGGGUCCCUACGCAAAUUUCGCGUGCUUGUUGACUCGAACGAAAAGUCUGGUCUCCACAAGUACGAGCAGUUUGUUGCGCCCAUGUUCCAAGUUGCCAACAUCGAAACGACUGUCGACGUCGUGAAGAUACUCGGAAAAUCGCCAAGACGCUUCCUCUUAACCAGUUCGAGUGUGUUGCUAUCGUUGGAGGUGACAGCUUCGCGCAUGAGUGAUCCAGAUCAAGAUUUCAGCAAACCAGGGCGUCUCAGUAAGGCCAUGGUUCUAACAAGAUCUCAGGCCCGUGCCGCAGCACAAGACCAAGCGGGCAUACUGGAAGGAAUUGUUACCGAGGUACACGAUGAAGAGCUCCUUGCUGUCGUCUCUGCACAUGCCCCUGCGCAGAAUGUUCGCCUAGAGUCUCAAGUCUCAAGAAUCGUCGACAGCUUCUGGAGCGAGACCCAAAGACUUGCUGCAGAGACUACAAUGAUGCAGAGCAAUCAAGUUCAACAAGCGAAAGAGUACCACGCCGCCUUGGCUGCCAUCCACCACGAUGCUCGAAGCAGACAAGAAACUGCAAGUUAUUUCCAAUGCCCAGGUAGUAGCGCACUGGCGCAGCGGAUAGAUGGUGUGCUUUUGCAACCACAGGCCGCCAUUAACGGAGAUGUAAAAGGCCAAAUGGAAGAAAUGUGGGAUGCAAUGCAGAAGCAGAUCGACAUGAAGUUUCAGCAGAUGACUUCGAGUAUUGUGGAGAACUGUAUUGCAAAGUUGGAGGAGAGUGGAGGUGUUACCACCGGUAGAUUGACGAUUCGGCGCGUUCAAAGGCUGGUGUCGGAUUUCGAAAAGCUUGGCAACAACAUGCGUGAAAACAUUCGCCAGCAGCUAAAAGAUGAAUCCGCAGCGACAGAGGUACACAUGGAAAAGCGAGUCCGUGACAUGCUACAAAAAGCCCAUGAGGAACGCGUAAUUGAAUCGCGAUGUCAAAUGGAGGCCACUCGCGCAGUUGAAGGGGAACUUGAGCGCACCCGCACAGAACUCAACACAGAAGUUCGAGAACUGAAGGCACGACUCGAUAAACUCGAAAACAAGACGAAUGAGAAGUCACCAAUUAUUAGAGUGCCGCCAAAACGUCGUACUGAGCGCGGGAAUAAUACAGUACCCGUCCUUGUAAAGCACAUGAAUGAUCUGGCGAAAGAAAAUAAGUGGUCUCAAGAUGAGCGAGUGGGUCGUAUGGAGCAGUAUGUCCAAGCAGUGCUACGUCGAGCUCUCCAGCUUACACCAAGUCUUAGCGUCACAAUUCCCCCGGUUUCAUCUGAUCCUGUACAGCUCCGAUCCCAGCAAGAGCAAGUUCCGGUGCCGCAUCAUUCUACUAAGGUCAAGCGCGCAAUUGACCAAGCACAGAAAGCUGUCAAGCGUCGAUCGGAACUGGCCGCUCGCCGAUACGAUGCUCUUCACAAGAACGAGACGAAUGGUAGCUGA